Molecule: messenger RNA, 3358 nt
Organism: Clupea harengus (Atlantic herring)
Lineage: Eukaryota; Metazoa; Chordata; Actinopteri; Clupeiformes; Clupeidae
Gene: asb13b
Product: ankyrin repeat and SOCS box containing 13b
Biological process (GO): positive regulation of protein catabolic process; intracellular signal transduction; protein ubiquitination
Molecular function (GO): protein binding
Source: RefSeq, a predicted model, not a curated record
GCCUCACUGCCGCCAAGUCUGUCCGAAAAUAGCAGUUCAGACUACAAGUCCCACAAGCCUCAGCUAGUAACGCUUCCAGGGUUAUAGCAAGCUACUCAGUGUUGUAUUGGUCUCUAGUAAAUAUGCCAUGGACUUAGCUUUGGUGUUUAUCUUCUCAACCAUUUCCUCAUGACGUUCGUAUUAAAGCAACCGUAACUUAAUAUAUGGAGACACGCUCCAGACCAUCGCUCUUCAGCGACAUUGCACACGGAUUGGGAUUUUGGACAGAUCGCUCAGCCGUGCACGAAGCAGCAGCGCGGGGUCAAGUGAUGCAGCUGCAGAAGCUGAUUCAUAAUGGUGCAUCUGUAAAUAUUGUGGCAAUGGACUCCAUCACCCCUCUACAUGAGGCCUGCAUCCAAGGCCACAGUCAGUGUGUCCGUCUGCUACUGGAUGCUGGAGCACACGUUGAUGCAAGGAACAUUGAUGGCAGCACUCCCCUGUGUGAUGCGUGCGCUGCUGGGAGUCUGGAGUGUAUAAAACUGCUGCUGGAGCACGGAGCAAUGGUCAACCCCCCUCGUUUUACUUUCUCUCCGCUGCAUGAAGCCUGCAUGGGAGGUCAUUCUGAAUGUGUACAGCUCAUGAUAUCAGAGGGGGCAUCUAUGGAAGCGCAUGACGGUCAUUAUGGGACCCCUCUACAUGUGGCCUGUGCCAGGCAGCACAAAGACUGCGCAAGAGUACUGCUGAAUGCAGGUGCAAAUGUGAAUGCUGCUAAGCUACAUGGGACUGCACUUCAUCAUGCUGCAAAAGUGGAGAAUGUUCAGCUUAUAGAACUGUUGGUGGAGUUUGGAGGAAAUGUGUUGGCCAAAGACAGUCUUGGGAAAAAACCCGUCCAUUACUCUACUCCAGGGUCAUCGUCUGCGCUCUCCCUCGAUUUCUAUGAAAGUACUCCUUUAAGCCUCCAGCAGCUGUCCCGGCUAGCCCUGAGAGUGAUGCUGGGCAGAAAAGCACUACAGGUGGUGGCUCAAUUAGACCUGCCAAACCGCAUCAUAAGCUACCUCUGCUAUACACAGCAACCUACAACAGACACUUGCUCCAGAUGACACACACCGUUCUUCAUCCAUGAAUGUCUCCUGACAGUGUUCAGAGUGGUCAGACGUACGCAGGCCUUGGCCACUGGUCAGUGUGUCAUGGCUGUGGCGUACAUCAGGUCUACUGUGAUUCUUUUGCGACGGGAUAUAAAGAGAAUGAAAGUUACUUGCGCCAUUGGCAAAAGCACAUUUUUAAAACUAUAAAUGAGGUUAGUCAGCUGUUCGUCCAUUCCUGUUAUGUCAAUCAAAUUAAUCUGUUUCUUGUAUUUUACCUCUGGAUGUCUGGAAGCCCAAUGUGUGUUGCAGUAUCUUCAGAUCUUAUCUUUGGACAGUUCUGUGAUUUUUAUUUGUAUGUUACCAAGUGAACAUUCCCUCGAAAACACUAGUAGACUAACAGACAGGCUAAUAGAAAUCUUUAAACUGCUGACUAGGCCUUAAUGAUGACUGUUAGUAUUACUAGGUAUGUUGAAGACAUGCACAGCCUAGUAGUCUUUGGGUGAAAAUACAAAAGCUUGCUUUCUUUAUCUAAAGCUUUAUCAGCUGUUCAGAGAAAUGGAUUUUGUGAUUGGUCACAACAUAUAGAUUGUUAGGAUCUGAUCUACAGGUCUACAGUCACAUUAUAUAGUGGACUUAUACAAUUAUAGAAAGAUCAUUUAUUGUAUUUUUCUCCUCUAAGAGGCUGGAUUAUGUUUUGCAAAUUCUCAAAGAUUUUCUAACAUUCAUGGACAAUCUGUUGUACAGUUGCAUCAUUAGCUUUAAUAAUGGGGAAAUAACAGCUCCUUUUCACCUACUUAACAGUGAUCCCACAGCCAUGUAAAAGCUGUUAACAAUCAAAAUUGUGUGAAAACACAAAAUGGUAACAAAUGGUCCUCCCAGCUUUUAGACUCUGAUAGUGCUCCUUGGAUUGCAUUCAAUCCCACGGAAAGACUAAAUGGAGCAGUAACUUUCCGCAACCCAAAGCUAUUGAUGCAGUUGCAUAAGAGAAUGACCAAAUGAUGGGAAAUAGCUAUUUUUUUAUCAAGGCGUAAAACUUGCACCAUUUGAUGGUACAAUAGGUUUACAAAGAUGAAGUACAUGUGUUAUUCCAUGAAUACAGAUCAUAUUACUUAGAUUUGUUCAUUUUAUAUGUAGUCUGCAUAGCAUUUGGAUAUUCUUUAUAGAACAAUACUGUGAACCUGGGUUUAACAUGCAGUAAUUCACUAAAUUUGAUAUCUUGAAUUUACACAUAGGAUGUGCAUAGAUAAGAAAAAGUAACCUUUCACUGUAUCAGCUAUCGGUUCUGUCUUAUUCAUCAUAGAAUCCUACCCUAGCGUUCUUUAAACAAAUGUACAGCUGAAGCACACUGUAGAUGCAACUCUGCUUGUCUGAAAUACAACUUUGGUGGCAACUCCUCUUAUUUGUAAACAUCAGUAUUAAUACUAGUUUUUGAGGUUUCACCAAGUCAGUUGUGCGACACAACGGUUUUGGAAGUGCUGAUCUGAAAGAUAUCAGUUGUGAAAGUGUAGUUUUCUACUGUCCAUUAUUUAUGCAGCACUGUUUGCUGGACUUAAGUAAGCUUAAUGUCAUUAAAUAUAACUGGCACAAAAGAAGAAAAUCCAAAUGUUUGACAUUGGUUCCAUCAUGCUUAGAAAUGCUAGAUUCAGUUUUUUGGGGGCUUGGCAGCUCAGUGUGGUGACAUUUUCCAUGUGGUCAUUCCUAUGCCAGUCUUCUAGUCCUCAUUCUAUCUUAUGAAGAGAGUAUGUCACUAUUUCUGUUUUGCAUAUGUAAUAUACACUCAGAUUGUUGCCACUUUAUUAGGUACACCUAGCGAAAAUGAAAGCAGUCUAAUACAACAGUUCUGCAAUAAAUCUCCAUUCAUGAUUGUUGUAAUAUUCAGUUUAUUUUGGAAACAUUUUAAGAGAGGUGACGAUUCAACUGUAUGAUCAUUUUGGAGGAUGUUGUGUGUGAUGCUGUUAAACUGUAUUGAAUUAAACGCGAAGGUGUUUCUGUUAUUUCGCUUAGCCUCACUGAUGAGGUGGUCAAAAUAAUAGAAACACGUCUCAGUACAACAAUCAAUACACUUCAAUAGCAGCACAAACUGCAGCCUCCGAAAUGAACACAUAGUUGAAUCAACAGCUCUCUAAAUGAGUUUAAAGAAAUACUGAAUAUUAUAACCUUCAUGAAGAUCAGAUUUAUUGCAGGAAUGAUUUAUUAGACUGCAUUAGUUUCAGCUCACUGUUCCCGAUAAACUGGCAACUGAGUGUAUUUGACUGUUUUAAAUAAAAACAAUUCAUCAGCACCAUUCAAAAUAA